Messenger RNA from Striga asiatica, 828 nucleotides. The record is from the annotation of a GenBank genome assembly. Lineage: Eukaryota; Viridiplantae; Streptophyta; Magnoliopsida; Lamiales; Orobanchaceae.
UUGAGAUUUUCCUACUAUUUUACAUUCGUUUUGUUCGGGUACAAUUGCAUCAAAUACGGGCAAAUCAGAUUCAAGCCUCUCGAUCAUACAAAUCGAGCCAUCAGUCUGAAGCACCGAAGAAUCGAAAACUCCCUCGAAACCCCUCAGCUGCGAACCUCCCUCCGCCGUGCCUUGCCGCUGUUCGGGGUCCCCGUAACGGCCACACGGUUGCUUAAUCGGCCGCAGACCUUACCACCCACUUUCCACCCGACGAGCCGGCAAACACCGAGACCACAACCAGACGCCUUCAACCACCGCCACCCACCACCGUCCGGACCAGCAGCCUCACCAUCAACAGCCGCGGACCAUUUUUCUACCGUAAGCCUCAAGCUGAGAUCCGUCGAAGCUCGAGCAGGUUCGUCGGCGCCCGUUCAUCAUCCAGCCGGAAAUGGCCCGUUCCUUCAGAUACAGGCCGCCCUUGUCGUGUCGGUCCUCGCCGUUUCGAAUCGCCGCCGCCCUCUGCUCGCGAACCUCCACCGAAGGCCAUCAUUCUCCGUCGCAACACCGCCGCAGAGUCCCCAACAGCGCUUGUCUGCCCCGCCGAACCGCAGCGAGCUGCCGCUGCAACAAACCCGCCGGCGCCCGCAUAGCAGCGAGCCGCCAUCGCCAGGAGUUCCGUCCACCAAUUCCGUCAAUUCGCGCGCGUCCGUCGGAUUUCACGGAUCUGAGAACAUUAAUUGGAUUGAGGGGAGAAGCGAGAUGAGGAAAGGCAGUAAAGGAGAAAGAAAACGACGGGAGAAGAAAAGAAAAGGGGAAGAAAAGAAAAAGGAAAAAGAAAAUGGAAAAUAA